AUAGGCUGCUACUUCCAGCUUCCUUAGUUGUCUGGAACGAUGGUCAUAUAUAAGGAAUAAUUCAAAAAGGGGUGUGCCAUUAUUGGAAAAUAAUGAACAUUAAUAUUUUCAAAUAUUUCUAAUAACUAAGUCACCCUAGGCUGGUUUAUUCCCCUUAUAUCACAGUUACCAGCAGUGAUUAGAUAUGAGUUACUUUGCUUUGUUUUCUUUGUGUUAUAGCUAUUUAAGUCCAAUAAUUCUUUCAAUAUCAUUUAAAAACUCUUCUGCACAACACAGUCUGAGAUAAAUGCACAGUAUACAUUCUGUAACACUGCUUAUUGAUUUAUUAUAUCUAUUUAAUUUGAUUUAUUUUAAAUUAUUCACUUCGAUUAUGGUAUUCUUUUAAAAGAUCACUCUCUUGCUUUUUAAUCAUUCUAACUUAUUUUUGGUUAAAUCCUCCAAGCACUAUCAUGAGACCACAGCAUCGGAUAUAUUUCUUAUGUUGGAUCUCCCGCCAUGUGACAGGAAGGGUCAUGAUCAGAAUAGCAGGCCUCACUCCACCAACCACCGCUAAUUGAGGCUGAUUCUCACUGAAACACCUUGUUAAUAGAGUGGAAGAUCUCAGCACAAGGUCUUGCACUUUGUUACUUCAUCAAAGAAUGGCCCAUUAGUUAUUUUCUCUCUUCCCCCUGCUUUUCUGUGUUCAGGGCAAAGGGGAUGUUUUACAAGGGCUGGCUGUGACGUGAUUUGGGCUUUUAAACUGGCCUAACAGUUGACUUCAUGUCCAAGACUGCAUAUUGAGGCUAUUUAUGCUCUGCUCUGACCUUCGCAUAAGUAAAGAAAAACAGUAUGCUGCCUCAUAAAUUUAGAGGUAACAGAACCAGUAUAUUAGCUGGACAUUGUAUAUAUUAUAUAUGUGUCCAUCAGAGACAACAUCCAGUGGAACAAUCUUAUUUUUGUUUCUCUUUUUCUAUAAUCCAAGGGAUUGAGUCGAUUUUAGUUUGUGUCUGCCCUAAUUUGGAUAUCUCUCGUGGUGAGCAAAAUUCAGGAGACAACAUCACAGGCCUAUACAGGAAGACCAGGAAUAUCCCGUCACUAUUUGUCAAAACUGCUUCUUUCGGCCCGUUGAUUUGUAACGGUUUGUUGUGAUGUUUUUGUUUGGUUUCCAUCCAUGAGAGGUUAAUCCACCUUGCAUUCAUGGGGGGCAUCACCACUGUAUGUAUAUAUGUAUGUGGCUAUGAACAACGACAUGCUCGGUAUACCGUACCCCCGUUCCUGGAGGGACGCAGCCACCUCCUGGGGCCCAGCCCCUCGACAGAGCACGAGGUCUGGCCCCAAGCAGCCGCGCGCCUUGUCCUCUGUCCAAUCAGCCAUCCGUCAUCCACCCGCCCAUCACCUCAUUCAUUCAACAGCUCGUUCCACGCAGUGCUCUCACAGGCUCCCGUACAGCGUAGCAUAAUAGCUGCUUUUUGAAUGGAAAACGUCAAUUCAUCCAUUUUUCUUUCUUUUUUUUCUGAACACCCCAUGUGAUUUGACAUCCUGUAGAGACAGCAAGGCUCCAGGGCCCAGUAAUGAGGACUGCUAUCCAAUGCAUGCGGGCCUAAUUGAUAGCAGGAGUGAGCAACAGCAGACCCUGAGAGCAUGGAUUACUGUCUCUAGGUUACCAAGAGGAUCGCUUUUAUUUUCAGAUAUUAACAUCGGUGAAAGGGAAAACAAUUCUCUCUGAAGACUCUUUAUAAUUACGCAUUGUUUUCUUAUUUUACGAACUAUUGUUAUCAUUAGUGAAGGCCGCAGGUUACUAAGCAGUAAUGUGACGACCACAAUCAAGCCUGGUUAGGAUUUACACAACAGGUAGGGGCGGCAGGCGUGCGUGCGUCACAUGGUCAGCCCCCAUGUCCACGCCAUGCUGCAGCCCCUCAGCCAUCCCCACUCCAUCCACCCAGUCCAUCCAUCUCGAGCCCAGCAAGGAUAGCGCUCCACACCGGCCCCCGGGCUGUUCCAGUCCACAGCUAUGGUAAGCGUAGCCCCUGGUAUACACGUGGAGCGUAGGUGGAUGGAUGGAGAGAGAGAGGCCAAUGCGAACGGACACUCGGAAACGUUCUGAGAUAACCACCAAAUUGACGACAAAAGAUGGAGGCAAAGGUAUUUUUUAAGGCCCCGGUUGAAAGAGCAAGAGACGGAAGGUCUGUGACAACACUGCGGUAAAAAACAACUUUCAAAAAUACAUUUUGGGGCCACAUUUUACGUGAAGUUCAUUGCUACGAUACUGAGCAGUUAUGGAUUUUUCUCAUCAGCAUCAUGCUUUGAUUGAGAGUGGAUAAAAACAAAGUGCAUAUAGCAUAAUUGUAACUGAUUUAAAUCCUUGAUGGCUAUGUAUGGUUGCCAUGCAACAGUGCAGUUACGUUCAUGUAAAAUGUGACUUACUUUUAUGAGUGAAAGGAUAUUUAAAAAAAAAAAAAAAAAGAUACCUGGACAUGUGCUCAACAUACUCUGCAAGCUUCUUAACCCGGUCAAAUUUAUACCAUUUAGAAAAAGAUAUUCAUAUUUGUACAUUGGCUUUCAGUAAUGACCAAAAAUGACCCUAUAAUACAUUGAGAGAAAACAAGUCAUUGUGUUUAAUUGUCGGUGUCUCAUCAAUGUCUGGAUCCACCUACACACACUGCAGCGUCUUGACAGAAACAGAAUGCUUAAAGAGACACGACACACUAAAUCGCUUUUGGCAGUUUGCUGCCAUCUUGAGGUGACAAAUGGUAGGCUGCUCUAGGUAUGCUCUGAUUUGCACCUACAUGGAAAAAACCUUCACUUUACUUUACAUCGAAAUCCACCUGGUGUGAUUUUACUUUUAGAUGGCUGCAAUCUAAAAUAAAAUGGUGUAGUGUGUCGUUACUCUUUUUUAAAUUCACUCUCAUUUUAUAUGUGCUGUUUACCAACACAGUGAAGAAUGCUGUCUGGCCAAGUCAAUGCUUGAUCUGUGAAUGUCUGUCUCCGUCUCUCUUCUAAGUCUCGUCAAUGCUUUCUAGCAAUAGCAUUUUAAUAGUAAUCAUGAAAUUAUAUCAUAGCUAUUGUAUGCUUACAUGUUAAUACGAAGUGUGUUUUAUCUAUAAGCUAUAAUCCUUUGAGCAUUAUGAAUUAUCCAGAUAAUUGUGAUACUAUGCUUUAAAUAAGUAGCCAACAUUUCAUGCAAAUGUCAGAAUUGGAAAACAUUGAACCUACAACCCAUAGAUUUGAGCUUUUAAAUGUCCAGAGUGCUACGUUCUGUUUGUCUCUUGGUCUGUCUUUUUGUAUGCUUAUUGUAGCCUACUGAAUGUUCAGCCCCCGAGUGCCACCGUGUUGCCUGGUCUGAGAGUUGGAUAAUGCAUGGGGCUGGUGGAGUACUGCUGGCCUGCCUGUUGUAGAUUCACCUCACCCUAGCCUCUUUUGACCAGUAGGGAUUAGUUUUGCUAACGCCCUGUAACGGUCACAUUGAAUAGAGGUUAUGUUAACUUUCUGGGUUAAUCUUACUUCGUUGUUUUUUUUUGCCUUUCGCUGUUAUUACAAUCCUAAUUUCUAUAAACUGCUUGAGCAGUAAACAUGGAAGAAUAGCAUUUCCAACGAUCAAUUAAAGAAUGGAUACAGAUACUUGGUCAGCCAGUCACGUUUUGUGUGUAGUGUUGCCUAUGAAUGUUGUCCGCUUAUUUGUCAUGGACAUUAGGAGACAUUGUGAGAACAGGAACACAGUUAAGGCUGGACAUUGAUAUAAGAUGAUAGUAAUCAGCCAUGAAGUAUAACUGUAAUAUAUGGGUCUAGAAUUUGACCCCACUCCCCUGUGGAGCUCCUCUUCAUAACAAUAUACUUCUCAGUCAUUUCAUAGAAGUGUGAAUGAAACAAUAGGCGUUGUACCGUAUGUUAACGGUAGGUAUACAGAGAGACAGUCCUCACGUUGUGUGUGUUAAUGAUGUGUUUCGCACUGUAUUGCUUCCCUAACUGCUGUCGCUUGCCUCUUCCAGGGAUCCAGUUUCGCCUCCCCUCCUCCUGCAGCGUGGACAGGGCUCAGCCCCCUCCAGCUGUGUCCUUCCCCUCAGGCCACACUAAGAAGACCCCGCCUCCCGUGCCUCCCCGCGUCACCCCCGCCACCCCCACCUCCACCACCCCCACCACCACCACCACCAAGCCUCUUAUCUCUGUGACAGCCCAGAGCAGCACAGAGUCCACGCAGGACGCCUACCUGGAGGGCCGCCCCCCGCGGGCCAGCGGGGCGGGGCUGUGGACCACCGACAGCCUGGGCCGCGCCAUCUACAACUCCACCGACAGCCUGGACAGCGGCAAGGCGGCCACCAUGGCCAUGGAGGCGGCGUCGGCCGCCGGCAUGGGCGGCAAGCGGCACGCCUCGCUGGGCGGCAGCCACACCUCGGUGCAGACCUGUGACAAGGCCGUGCUGGUGUCCAAGGCCGAGGAGUACCUCAAGACGCCGCGCUCCUCCAUCGGCAUCCAGGUGGAGUCUGCCACGGACUCCGAGUGUGAGAGCAAAGGUCUUCCCCAGUUCCAUUCCAUAGGCAUCCAGGUGGAAGAUAACAAACGGCACGGGCGCUUCAAGCGCUCCAACAGUGUGACGGCGGCGGUGCAGGCCGACAUGGAGCUGGAGGGCUUCCCCUCCAUGGAGGACAAGGGCCUGCAGUUCGGGGGGAUGGGCGCCGGCGGCUUCGGCCGCCACUCGGAGCCCAGCACGCCCACCCAGUACGGGGCGGUGCGCACGGUGCGCACCCAGGGGCUGUUCAGCUACCGCGAGGACUACCGGCCCUCCAGCAGCGGGCCCCCCAGCCCCCAGCCCGACCCCUGGCUGUCGGAGCCCAGCCUGGAGGGGGCCGACGCGGGGGGCCACGGCUCCCCGAGGGCCCGGGACGGGGGCUGGUUCAUGCAGCUGCUGCACGCCGAGAGCAAGCGGAUGGAGGGCUGGUGCAAGGAGAUGGAGCGCGAGGCGGAGGAGCACGACCUGUCCGAGGAGAGUGAGUGUCCGAAGGUCCUGGGUAGGAUCCGGAGUGCGGUGGGCAGUGCUCAGCUGCUGAUGUCCCAGAAGUUCCAACAGUUCUACUGGCUCUGUCAGCAGAACAUGGACCCCGGUGCCAUGCCCAGACCCACCUCUCAGGACCUGGCUGGAUUCUGGGACCUCCUGCAGCUCUCCAUCGACGACGUCACUGCCAAGUUUGAUGAGCUGCAGCAGAUCAAGAGUAACCAGUGGCAGCCGGUGGAGAGCCCCGAGAAGAAGGAGCGCAAGUGGCCGCCGCCGUCGUUGCCGAAGAGGCCGGCGAAGGGGCGCGGCGGCGUGACGCGCGAGCGCUCCCUGGACCUCCAGGACCGCCAGCGGCAGGAGGCCCGGCGGCGGCUGCUGGCCGCCAAGCGGGCCGCCUCCUUCAGGCAGAACUCGGCCACGGAGCGGGCGGACAGCAUCGAGAUCUACAUCCCCGAGGCCCAGACCCGCCUCUGAGGGCUGUGUGCCCAGGAGCCGCCUCCCUCGUCCCCGCGACCCUCCCUCCGCGACCCCUCCAUCCUGUCCAUCCCGUUGGCCGCUUUUUGUUUUUUUGGGGACCGUGUUGAGAGCAAGGAGAUACAGCAGCAGGUGAUUUAUCGAUUGAUUGAUUCAUUUAUUGAUUUAUUGAUUGAUUUAACUGUUUUGCCCAGAGAGGAUUAGCUCUUAGCUGUACCCUGAGAACCAACUUUUUAACGGAUGUCAAAAUUUCGGCGAACUCAUUGAUGAAGGGAGUGGGGUUUCUUUUUUUUUGGGCGGGGGGGGGGGGGGGGG
Gadus macrocephalus (Pacific cod) is the source of this 5755-nucleotide messenger RNA. Its product is annotated as disks large-associated protein 2. Gene Ontology annotation, molecular function: molecular adaptor activity. Gene Ontology annotation, biological process: signaling. The transcript is spliced from 7 exons. Lineage: Eukaryota; Metazoa; Chordata; Actinopteri; Gadiformes; Gadidae. The record is from RefSeq and is a predicted model, not a curated record. Bases 3911 to 5440 code for a protein of 509 amino acids. Gene Ontology annotation, cellular component: postsynaptic specialization; glutamatergic synapse.